This is a messenger RNA of Molossus molossus (Pallas's mastiff bat), 621 nucleotides long. Its product is annotated as protein ATP6V1FNB. Bases 1 to 621 code for a protein of 206 amino acids. The transcript has 2 exons. NCBI's taxonomy places the organism in Eukaryota, Metazoa, Chordata, Mammalia, Chiroptera, Molossidae. The record is from RefSeq and is a predicted model, not a curated record.
AUGAGGGAUCUCUGCACUUCCCAGAACCAGGCCUGCUGGCAGGAGCGCAUCAGGAAGGAGGCUGCUGCCCGAGUGGCCUGGAAAAUCAACUAUGGCCACAAAUACCCCCAGGAGGGGCCCCUGCCCAGGCAGCAGCUCCAGCGGGCCCCCUUCAGCUCAGCCCUGGGAGUGAGGUCCUGGCCUGGCACCAGCGCCCCCAAAAGGACUGGACUGCCAGAGACCAAGGAGGUCUGGGAUCAGCCGUCCAGGAAAGUGGGUGUCCAGGGGCCCCAGCCCAGGGAGGCCCAAAGAGCAACUCGGGGGUCAGCAGGCCAGACCAAGCCAGAGGGCUUGGGAAUGAGGCAGGUGGCCCCAAGCACAAGCACCUUACAGCUGCUCUUCCAAGGCAUCUCCCGUGAUGGCCAAGGCCGGGCCUCGUACCUCCGGGAGCGGCAUCGGCUGAAGCCGGAGGAGAAGUUUCAGUACCCAAUCGUGUCAUCCUGGGAGUACGGCUGGCACUUGGGGGAUGCCGUGAAGGACACCAAGCUUUCAGAGUAUGCCAGGUCCCAGCCCAUCAUACAAACCUUUUACAUCAAAAGUAGCGUCUUCAAUUUUCCACGGCGAACAGACCAGCUGAUGUGA